AUGGAGGCUUCACAAGAAUUGGAUGCUGCUAGUAGCAUAUCUAAUUUUUUAAGUAUACCGAAAGACCAAAUUUCUAAGUUAGAUACUGAUGUUAUAGAUGCUCUAAGCAAAAAAUCAGAAGAAUACAAUUCAUUGAAAGAAUCCAGCCUGGGAUUGAGCUCUUCUAUUAGUGAAUUAUCUAAAACUCUCCAAAAGGAGAAAUUGGCUUCACAAGAGACGAAAAAUGAACUUUUGAAGUUGCUAGAGGAAAGAAUAAACCAAAUUGACACCUUAAAGGCCGAUCUGAACAAGGUGGUGGAAGAAAAUAAAAACCUUUACGAGAACAGUCACAAACUAACUAAGGAAAUAGAAACCAGCAAGGAUGAAAAAUUACUAUUACGGACACAAUUGGAUAAAGUAACUUUUACAUUAUCCUUAACGAUGAAACAGAAGCAGCAUACAGAAUCUGAGUAUUUGUCAAAAGAGAAACACUUUGAAUCUUACAAAGACAGAAAGGAACUCGAGUAUCAAAAUGUCAUGGAAAAUCUAACAGCAAUCGAUAACGAAUUAAGGAUGACUAACGGCAAGAAUGCCGAACUUUUCAAAAGAAACGAAGAAUUAUCAAAAGAUUUACGAGGAAAGAUUAGUGAAAUAAAAAGUCUGGAAAAUUCACUAAAAACAAGUAACGGUGACUUUCUAAGUGAGAAGCAAUUGCAGGAUCAAUUAAUCAAUGCACUUCAAAAUCAAAUUAAGACAUUACAGGAACAGCUCGAAUCUCUUUCUGACGAAAAAUUUGAUGAUCCUGGCACCCAAAAAUUAGACAAGCAUGAAUUGUUGAGGCAAAUCAAGAAUUUGAAUGAGAAGUUGGAAAUUUCAGAAAGGGAACGCCUUUCUUUGGUACAUUCCAUGGAGGAAUUCCAAAAUAUCCCGGAGGAAGAAUCAUCUUCAGUGUCAUCACAUGCUUCUGGAAGAAAUAAUUCUGCGUUAAGUCUUUCUGGCGACGUCAAUAUCUUACGAAAACAUUUUUUGAAGGAGAGACAGCAAAAGAGACAGCUAGAAGAACAAAUGAGACAAAUUCUACAAGAACUAGAAAGAAACAUGCCCUCAUUGAGUUCAUAUAAAGAGAGAUCCACAUUUUUGGAAAAAGAGCUGAAUAGUUCGAAUAUAUUACUCGAACAUAUUAAAAAAGAGAACUUGGAUAAAUCAGCUGAGCUCGAGAAAAAAGAGUCAGAAUGUAGUAAUCUCAGGUCGUCAAUAAAUAGCCUGGCAUUUCAACGUACAGUUCUCGCUCGUCAAGUCAAAUACUUACUUCUUAUUAUUCAAAACAAUGAAACAUUGGGAUCCUCACUAGGAAGAAAAGACCUAGAAUUAUUAGGGCAAUACCUUGCGGCUAACACAGCUGAGGCUAUGUCAGAUUCUGAAAAGAUUCUUUUAGAAAGAUUAGCCCAAUUCAAAAAUGUUAAAGAACUCCAAAAUAGAAAUAUGCAACUACUCCAAGUCUCAAGAGAACUAGCUUCUAAAGCUGAGAAACUAGAAAAAGUAAACCUGAAGCAAAUCAGCAGUGAAGAAGAUGAAACAAUAAAUGAUGCAAAAGAAGCUAUCUUAGUGUUACAAGAAUAUUCGCAAAAACUUGAAUCGCAAAUUAAGGAGCUCAGUGAUGAACUAGCUGUUCAAAAAAAGGAAAAAACUGAAAAGGAAAGCAUUUCAGCAAUGAGCAAAAUUGAAGAUGACGCUUCAAGUCAUACGAUCGACUUAGGGAAACAACUAUCUGCCAACUUAAAACACUCAAAGGAUAUUAUAGAUGCACUUAAUUCAGAAAUAGAGAACUUACAUCAGGCUAAUACAGAUGUAAAUAUAUCCUUAGACAAAGAAAAAUCUGCCAGGAAGCUGGCAGAAGAUCGCUACAACUUGCUGGAAUACAAUGUUUCUUUGCUGAAAUCAGAAAAAGAAGAGCUACAAGAAGAAGUUAAUAAGUUACAGCAAAAUAUCCUGGAUAAAGAGAAGCAAUUUUCUUAUUCUUCGAGAGACUACAUCAGUUGCAAAUCAAAGCUUUCUACAGCAGAGGCAGAGAUCACUAGUUUGAGGGCUGAAAAUGAAUUAAGUAUUGAGACACAAACCACACUGAGAACAAAAAAGGAAGCCCUUUUGAACGAGAGAAAUAAUCUAAGGAUGACUGUCACCCAAAUGAAUUCCUUGAAUAACGAACUUCAGACAUUAUUGAAAGAAACAAAGUCUGGCUAUGAUGAUAAAUUGAAGAUAUCAGCUCUGAAAUGUACGCAGACCAAUAACCAGCUUCAACUGGUGCAACAAAGAAUGUCGGAAUUGAAAAGCCAAAAUGACUCUGAAAUUAAAUGGUAUAAAGCCACUAUCGAUGACUUAAAAGCAAAUGUAUUCGAACUUAAUGAAGAGCUGAAGCAAAAAGAGGAAAAAAUCGAAGAAUUUUCUAAGACUCUCGAAAAUGUCCAAAACGAACUAACUCUUGCAAAUUCCAAAGAUGUCUCUGAAGAAAAACGUGCUCUAGAGAAGGAACUUAGCGAGGUAAAAUCUCAGCUAGAAAAAUCAAAUCUUGAGGUGAAAGAAUACGAAAAUGUGAUAUCGACGUCCAAGCGGUCCUUUGAAAACAAAUCCAUCCAAUACGAAGAUAGGAUAAAAGCUCUUGCAAGCAAGUUGGAUUCGGAACUAAGAGAAAGGACAACCUUACAGGAAAACUUAUCUACUUUACAAGCCAGAAUGGUAGUUCAACAAGAUGAACUUACUAGUAAUAACAAUACUUUGAGCGAACUAAGGGUAUCAUAUGAUUCCCUCCUUUUGGAACAAAAGACAUUCAAGGACAAAGAAGCUGAACUACGAAGUGUCAUAGCCGUAAAGACUGGAAAUUAUGACUCCCUAUCAAAAUCUUACGAAAGAAUAAUGCAAGAAAAUUCCGAACUUUCGAAAGUCGUAGAGCUACUCAGAGAGGAGGUCAAAAAUCGUACUAGUAACGGCGAAAAGGAGGGAGAUCUCGAAGAUACAGAAUCAAUCAUAAAGAAGGGGCAGGAUGUUUGGGACGAAGAGAAAAAAGUUUUCGAGGUCCAAAUUACAAAUUUAAAUGAGAGAUUAUCGGAACUCUUAGAAGAAAAUGAGUCACUUCUUGCUCGCCUAGAGUCUCAGGACAAGGGUAAUAAUUCUCCAUCUGCUGAAACUAACGCCGCUGGAAACGAAGAAACUCUGGCUGCUUUGAGAUCUGAAAGAACCAGUUUAAUAGAAAAAUUAACUGCGGCCCAGAAGGAAGAGCGUUCUGUCCGCCAUAAACUUCGGGAAACCGAACAUGCUCUUAGUGAAAAUGCUUUCGAGUUGAAGAAAAUCAAGAGCCAAAUAUUCGAGUUGUCCUCUCUUCCACAAAAUGAACAUGAUAUACUACGCCAUUUGGUCCACUUGAAAGAACAGAGAGAGGAAAAAAAUAAAGAUGCUUUGGGAACCAAUAAAUAUAUGGAACAACCGAAUAAAGUCACCACUGAAGCGCAGGAGAAAAUACAAGACCUGGAGGAACAACUGAAUGGUGCAAAAAAUUUAGAGACAACAUCGCUUGAGCACGAUAGUCUUGUACAAGAGAUGAAAGAUAAUUUCGAAAAGGAAAAGUCGAGCUUGCUGUCACAACAGGAGCAGGAAAUUGAGAAACUCACUGAUAAUGAAAGAAAACUUAGAGAAUUCUACGAGGAAGAAAUCCAGAAGAAGGUUAGUCAGGCCGAAGAAAAUCUAAAGAAAAGGAUUAGGUUACCUACUGAGGAAAAGAUAAAUGGAAUAAUCGAGAAAAGGAAAAGUGAGCUAGAAAGUAGUUUUGAACAAAAGAUAAAAGAAGAAGCUAAGUCGUUACUCCUACAUUCUGAUGACGAUAAAAUCAAAAAAAUUUACAAAGAAAUAGAAGAAAGUGGCAGAGAAACUCUACAGCAGGAAUUUGAUGAACAAUUAAAUAUCGUAAGGAAAAAGGCUUUCGAAGAAGGUAAACAGCACGUACUAAUGAAGUCUGCCUUCUUGGAAAGAAAAAUAAGCAUGCUAGAGGGUCAAUUGAAGGAAAAAAAUAAACUAAAUAAUAAUUCAAAGAAUUUAAAGGAGAAUGUCUCAUCCACGGAUGAACACAACUCUUCAAUCCAAGGAAAUCCUUUUUUCAAUCUUGGCAAGGAGCAAAUGAAUGUGCCACGAUUCACAUCUGAAUCUUCUACAAUGAGUACAACAAGUUCUCUGAACCCCUUUACCUCUUUUGAGCAAGCUGAAACCAAGACACAUGAAGAACACCUUCCACCUCACAUUGCUACAAUGGUCGAUACAGAUGAUCAGGACGAUCAGAAAAGACCGUUCGACGAAGCAUCUUCAGAAAAAACACCUGAGAGUAAAAAGACCAAGUUUUAA
This is a messenger RNA of Kazachstania africana CBS 2517, 4365 nucleotides long. RefSeq names its product Mlp1p (gene MLP1). Gene Ontology annotation, cellular component: nuclear pore. The transcript has a single exon. Gene Ontology annotation, biological process: mRNA export from nucleus. NCBI's taxonomy places the organism in Eukaryota, Fungi, Ascomycota, Saccharomycetes, Saccharomycetales, Saccharomycetaceae. Bases 1 to 4365 code for a protein of 1454 amino acids. The record is from RefSeq and is a predicted model, not a curated record. Gene Ontology annotation, molecular function: structural constituent of nuclear pore.